AUGGCCGCUUUUGCCGUCAACUGCGAGACUUUGAAGAAACUCACUUGUUAUUCCUGCAACUUUGGUACAGAGGGCAUAAACGCUGUUCUCGAUCACUCUUCCUCUCUCAAAGAGCUCUCCGUCAAGCGUCUUGUUGGUGGCGCUGCCAUACCAGUCAGACCUGGUGUCGUUGCUUCCUCCCUUAAGACCAUCUACAUCAAGGAGCUCCACAACGGCCAAUGCUUCGGACCCCUUAUCAUCGGUUCCAAGAAUCUCAGAACCUUAAAAAUCUUCUGUUGCUCUGGGCCUGGGGAUUGGGAUAAGCUCCUCGAAUCCAUAGUGAAACGAGUCACUGGUUUGACUGAGAUCCAUCUGAAGACACUCCUAAUUAGCGACGUCGGCCUUGCUGCCAUCUCUAAUUGCUCAAAUCUAGAAAUCUUACACCUUGCAAACACUCGCUUGUGCACGACUGCGGGACUCGUGUCCAUCGCUGGCCAUUGCAAGCUCUUAAGGGAACUCCACAUCCAUGGAUGGAAGAAAGCCAAUAGGAUAGGUAACGAAGACCGUACUGCUAUUGCCAAAUGGUGCCCUAACCUUAAGGAAUUGGUUCUCAUGAAUGUCAAUCCUACUUGUUUCAGUUUGGACCUUCUCGCUGCCAAUUGCAAGAAUCUUGAACGCUCAGCAUUCUGGACUAUAAUGUUACUUAGUUUAGAAGGUAGAGGUGCACGUGGAAUUAAUGAAAGUUCAGGGAGGCAAUUGUGA
This is a messenger RNA of Telopea speciosissima, 741 nucleotides long. Its product is annotated as F-box protein At1g47056-like. Gene Ontology annotation, cellular component: SCF ubiquitin ligase complex. Gene Ontology annotation, biological process: SCF-dependent proteasomal ubiquitin-dependent protein catabolic process. The record is from RefSeq and is a predicted model, not a curated record. Lineage: Eukaryota; Viridiplantae; Streptophyta; Magnoliopsida; Proteales; Proteaceae. Bases 1 to 741 code for a protein of 246 amino acids. The transcript is spliced from 2 exons.